AUCAGUAAUACUUGGAAGCGCAGAUGGUGUGGUGACAGGUUGCCGAGAUUGUCCAGUCGCAUUAGCUGGCAACCUGGUAUGACUCGAGAGAGAAACAAAUUUUACUAGAUCGGAGUCGGCUGGAAUCGAGAGUGACAGACGGAUCGGUGUGUCCAGUUUGUGAAACAGAGACAAACCUAUCGAGUAAACAUGGCGCCUUGUGACCCUUCAUAUCAUUUAGUUUGCAGUGUAAACGCAGUAUUUUAGGAUUAUUAGCUCGUACGUGAAUAAAACCGAACGCAAAGUAGACAACCGCGAGACGAUAUACUGUUUGCGUACCUCGUGAAAGAACUCCCAGUGCCAAAUGUGUUUAUUUGGAUGAAAAAAGUGCAUUUUUCUCUCGUUUUACGCUCGCAUUGGUGGUCCACCAUCGAUAAUCCUGUGCCAAUGUUUUUACAUAAUGUAAACAGUACUAUUGGUUAGACUGUCCGCUUUGCCACCUAGACGUGUGCGAAAUUAUUGCUAUCCACAGAUAAGGUCACACGUCGUGAUGGACAAGAGCAUCGAUAACUACCUGCAUAAGAAGUUCAAGAAACAAUUGAGCAUUGAUACGAAUGCGUAUCAGCAAAAUGACAAAGAGAAUAAGAACUCUUUGCGAGGCUUGGAGCAGAGUGAGGAAAAAACGGCAGCCCAUCGAUCCAGUCCAGUCAAAGACAAUAAUAGAUCAACUGUGCCAAAUGAAAGUACAAACAGUCAAAAUCACAAUAGUCGUAUGCCCGUAGCAAGCGCUCCUGAACUGUCUAAGUCUUCCAUAUCAAAUGAAAGUGGGAACUCCAAACCGUGCAUAUCAAAUGAACAUGAAGAGAUUCGUUGUAGAUCGUUUAGUUUUGAUACGCCAUUUAGACUCAGCGAAACGACCAAAAUUAGUAGUAAUUUGCCUUCUAGUGCAACCGACUAUUCGUAUUAUAGUCAAAAUCAGGAUAACAGAAUUACUCCACCUCCGCCUCAGGAAGACGGUCUGUCUAAGGAUGAAUUUAAAAGUGAAGAAAGUGCGACGAUGCCGGAGAAAACACCAAAUGGAAAGUACGUCUGUCCCUAUUGCAACUUGGUAUGCUCCAAACCUAGUGUCUUACAGAAACACAUUAGGGCCCAUACGAAUGAACGACCUUAUCCUUGCACGAGUUGUGGAUUCAGCUUUAAAACGCGGUCGAACUUAUAUAAACAUUGCAGAUCCCGAACGCACGCUAAUCGCGUAAUGGGGGUAAAAGCUCAAGAAAACUCAGGCGAAUUGGAUGGAAAGCAAAACUAUACCGACAAUGCUACACAAACUCAAAACAAUUCCACGAACGAAGAAGCGUAUUCGGAAAGGUGCCAGAAGCCAUACAAGCCCCGAUUCCAUACAGUGCAACCGGUUGAGGAGGAUGAUAAGGCUUUUAGAGGGACCGACUUAUCCCAUCACAUUAACGAGAUUAUCAACAAAAACAACUCAAUAGUAAAUUCUAGCGAUCCAAACCUAUUGAAGAGGCGAUUUGGGGAAGCUUUGAUUGACACUGGUAACAACAAUGAGUAUAUUUCCAGAAGCCCCACAUACAGCAUGGAAUCAAAACCAGAUGAGCCGUUAAAUUUGACUAAUAAAAAUCGGAAGCGAAGCAUGAGCGAAAUAGCUGAACCAGUGAUGCAGAAAAGUUUGAUAAAAGAGCUUUUACAGAAACAUCUCUAUUCCGACAUGCAUUGUCCGUAUUGCAAAAUGAUCUUCCAAACGGUGACCGAGCUGGAGCUGCAUAAGAUGAGGAGCUGCAAAGGCAAACCAUCCGAAGCCAAAUACACGCGGAGUAGUUCCGUGAACGUGGCUUCGAUAUUAACGAAAAACAAAAACGCUUUUGACAACAUUCCACAGUUUCAAAACAGCGUUUUUCCUUUGAAUUCUCCUGGCCCGUUUCUGGGAAAAACUCGUCUAGUUGAAAGUGAUAAGAGCAAGUCUUUUUCCUUCGAUGCCGUAAACUUGCCGGUGUCCGUCACUAAUGAGCCAUCGCCAAAAUUAGUGCUUUCCCCAGUACAUUUGCAAGAGGAGCGAAAGCCUUACAUCAAGUUGUUUGGAGGAGAAGUGAAAAUUCACGAUAGUUCGGGGGAGAUCAAGAGCUAUAUAUUUGACAGUAUAGACUCCAGGCGAUCAUCGAAAGCCAGUUAUUCCGAGUUGGAUGCGAAAGUUAUUGAGAGCAGAGUUGUGAAAUCUUGUCUGCAAUCGGGCGGUACAAUUCUCACAAAUAAGUCGCCAAACGAGAAGCUGAAAUCGUGGGAUAUGAUUCGGGUAUACGAUAAUGCAUCUGCUUCUUCCAAUGUUGAUGGGAUGGGCGUGGGGAAGCUACAAUCUGCUUUUGAUACUGAAAAUGAUGGUUACCAUAGCGAGGUCAACCAAUCAUCUGCACGGUCCUCACUAGCGGUUUCAACAAGUGAACCAAAAAGUUAUCCCAACAUCACGGAUUUCAGCAAGAACGCUCUCAAGCUGCUCACUCCGAAUUUGAAACACCCACAUCUUCACAUUUCCGGAAUUCUUCCUCAGAACAUCGCCCUGACACAUCAUUUGCCUGCAUCUAAACAGAAGCAUGACUUGGAGGAUAACCCUUCUUCGAACAUAUCAGUGGACUCUGAUAAGGAGGCCAGAGGCCCGUGCCAGCCGGUGAAAAGAUCUGGGGUGAUACAGAAAAAUAAUCAGACUUCUGCUAGCAACAUUUAUAACCCAAUGAAUUUACUGGUAAAUGGAAAAGUCGUCCGGUAUGUACCUGGCAUGCCCGGGCCUGUAGCAGCUGAAGAACCCUUGGAAAUUAUGUAUGGUAGCAACAUAGUGGCUGUGAGUAAGUCGCCUAGGGAAGCGCUGUCACCCAUGCAACCUCCGUUUGCAGUUGCAACCAAUCAGCCUUCUCGGUCUAGUCCAAUCAUCGUUCAAAAAGCCAUCACACCCAUCAUUGAAAAAGCACAUCCACAGCGGCAGGAAUAUAUGGAUUCCAAAUCGAUUGUCUCCUCCUCGAAAGUUGCGGAAUCAACAUCACUAUCCACACUAAAAGUUUUCAGCGAACGGCAAAGAUCUCCGGAAAAAGUGCACGAACUAAAGCCACCAUCCAUGGAAAUAUCCAGCGAGCCCAAGAAAUUUAUUCGGCCAAACAGCUUGCCGCUCAAGCCCACAACAGCAUCUUUGAAGCAACAUCACGGUCUCACGCCGACCAUCUUCAACCAAAUCCUCAUCAGUCCAGACACGCCCCGUGUAGCAAAGAAAUACGCUCAUCAGUUGUUCAAUGGAAACUACUUCAGCUAUUUAGGAUUGAAAAGUUCCACUAAACCGGUAUACUGCACCUUGAACAAGACGCAGCCGUUUUAUGUGCCUCAUUUUAAAAAGCUCAGCAUGUAUUCGGAAUGGAGACAACAGGACACGAAGGUGGACAAAAUGUACGUCAGUUCAUAUGACUCAAGGCAGAGGAACCAACGAUUUACUACAGCAGGGAAGACUGACGCCAAUUUGAUCAUCCAUUCUAGUUAUAAGUUUGUCGCAACUGAAGUGUCAUCCAAGAACGACAAAGAUGACGAAAGUCUAAGAACUAGCAUGAUUGGCGGGUAUGAAUGCAAUGAGGAGUCGCCAUAUGUUCGAGGAAGAGGCCGAGGACGUUUCGUAUGUGAUCAAUGCGGGAUCCGAUGCAAGAAACCCUCAAUGCUUAAAAAGCAUAUAAGAACCCAUUCAAAUGAUCGUCCGUAUUCAUGCAGUCACUGCAAUUUCAGAACGUCUUUAUGUAGCUUUAAAACGAAAGGAAAUUUAACCAAACACUUGAAAAGCAAAGCGCACACCAAAAACUAUUCGGCCACAAGCAGCGGAUCUGGAUCGUCCACCAGACUCAGCAUGUCACAGAGUUCAGAAUCAGAUACCGAUGAUAGUGGAAUGGACAGCAGUGAUGAAUCAAUGACCAGGCAACAGGAGCAUGAAGCGGCCUAUGGAUUACUGUCUUUGUCUCAAAAAACAGCAGUUGGGGCUUCCUCGACUGAAAUAAUGAGUCCUUCAGGAAUCAUUCGAACUGCCAGUCCAGCGUCUUCCGCCGACCAAUUUAUGACCACUGAGGAAGUCGCCUAUGUAUCCAAGACAAAUUAUGCGAAAAACAAAAUCCUGGACAAUCUAAAGUACAAUUUGCCUAAUAAGCAAAUUACUGAUAACAUUUCACCGAACGAGGGCGUUACUAAAGAAGACAAAAAACUAGCCAGUUACCUAGGGAAAACAGAUACUGCUAGACCGUUAACUUAUCCAUACACAAGCUGUUUGACUUUGCCGAGCCCCGUAACGGAAGCAAAACCAGCGCCUGCAAAGGAAAGGGCAGAAUUUCCACCAAAAAGCAUAGGGCAAUUUGACGUGAUUCAAAAAUACGCAAAAACUGCUCUGGAAUCAAACAAUGAGAAAGUGGAAAAAAGUAGCAGUUCUAGCUACUUGCCAAGUCCGGUACCUACAUUGAAAGUGAAUGAUGUAGAAAUACAGGAUUUGCUUCAAGAACGGAAACGGAAAAAUACAGUGAUCGAAACUACCUAUAAAGCUAAGAUGCAUAAGAACGACGAGGUGAUGGAUUUAUCAGUUGCUUCCAGUGAGAAAAGGGAGUCGUCUAGUAUUUCCAGACUAAUUGUUGAUCGUCAACUCACCUACGACCAAUCACCUACGGACGAUUACAGUCCGGAUACGAGAAUGCUUUACUACAGUCAGUCUCCAGAUGAAAAGCACCGAACAGUUGAGGAACUGAAUUAUCGAAACGCAGACUCGACGCGGAAAGUGCUUAAUCCACCAUCCGGUUCAGUUGGUUUACUGAAUACAGACACAAGCUACAGUCAAGACGUAGAGAUGCAUAGUAACAGUAGUAGCGACACUACGCGACAUAUGGAGUAUGAUAAUAGCGCGAUGGAAACUCUGGCCGAUGUUGCUACUAAACAGGAAAAGCUAGAUAAAAACAUUCUAGCCAAGAAUGUGGCUUCUCAAUACUUGAAAUUGGCUACCCAAAAUGAGAAUAUGGACUGCAGGAGGGAUUCGAGCAACAGCUUUAUUCCCAACAAGGAUGUUAUGAAUGAUUUAAUCUCCAAUUCGGAGGGGAACAAGAGCUGCACGAUUUGUUCGAAGAGCUUUAUCAAACCGUUUCAGCUAAGACUUCACAUGAAUAUCCACUACUUGGAAAGGCCAUUUCGCUGUGAUACCUGCUCAGUUAGCUUUCGAACUAAAGGGCAUCUACAAAAACACGAAAGAAGUGCUAGUCAUUAUAGUAAGUUGUCUUCUUCCCCCGCGCAGUCCUCAUCAGAACCAAGGCCUUUCAAGUGUUCGGAUUGCAGUAUAGCUUUUCGUAUUCACGGACAUUUAGCCAAGCAUUUGCGAUCCAAAAUGCACAUCAUGAAACUUGAAUGUCUGGCCAAAAUUCCUUUUGGUUUGUAUGCCGAACUUGAACGUUCCAACAGUCUUCUUACCGAAAUCAACACUAGUGACGGGGACCAAUGUUUAGAGAGUUUAAAGACUUUAGCCAAGAAAGUGUUUAUCAAUGACCCUGGUAAAUUGCAGACGGUAAUCAGUGAGGUGGAGGCAGGAUCACACUUAGACCUAAAUAGUUAACUUAAAUAUUUAUAAAUGAUAACUGCUAUUUUUAUGCAUUAAGACUGAACAACAGAACUUAUUCUUUAGAUGAAAUUUAUUCAAUGUAGAGUGAGCGACAAAUCUAUUGCAUGUAAUUAUUUAAAAAUAAGGUGUCUACUUUUCGCAAAAUCGCCCAGACCUGUAUAAAAAAUAUAAAAAACGGCGUUACUAUUUAAAAAAACAGGCAUAACUUUUUUGGGUUACCCUGUAUAAAUAAAAAUUGGAUCAAAAAAUGUGCAAUUAAAAACAAAAAUCGUUGUUUGAUGAGUGAUUUUACGAAAACUAAACACCUGAUUUUUAAAUAAGUAUGCAAUUUUCAUUUGACGCUCUGGUGUGCAUUACAUGAAUUUUAUGUGGUUUAGCAAUGAUCAUUGCUUAUUUUAUAAAAUCUAUUUAUUAGUAUCAGAGUUUCAAACACUACAUAAUCUGAUUUAACUGUUAGUGCCAAUUUUAGUAGUACUAAAUUUAGUGCCAGAUUGUACCUUUCAUUACUGUUAAAAAAACAUAUGUUUUUAGUUAACUUAAAGAAUUUCGAUUUAGUUUAGCUUAAUUUAGUUGUAACGUCAUCGAACUGUAGUAGAAAAGAAAGACCGUUUUACUUUAUCAAUUAUAAAUUCUCUUGUGUCAAACGUUUUAUUGUGAUAAUGUGAUACAUCUUUGAUAUAAAAAAUAAUACCAAGUAUUCACCA
This is a messenger RNA of Dendroctonus ponderosae (mountain pine beetle), 6306 nucleotides long. RefSeq lists its product as uncharacterized. The transcript has 10 exons. Lineage: Eukaryota; Metazoa; Arthropoda; Insecta; Coleoptera; Curculionidae. Gene Ontology annotation, cellular component: nucleus. Gene Ontology annotation, molecular function: zinc ion binding; RNA polymerase II cis-regulatory region sequence-specific DNA binding; DNA-binding transcription factor activity, RNA polymerase II-specific. Bases 530 to 5596 code for a protein of 1688 amino acids. Gene Ontology annotation, biological process: regulation of transcription by RNA polymerase II. The record is from RefSeq and is a predicted model, not a curated record.